Molecule: messenger RNA, 9836 nt
Organism: Corythoichthys intestinalis (scribbled pipefish)
Lineage: Eukaryota; Metazoa; Chordata; Actinopteri; Syngnathiformes; Syngnathidae
Exons: 27
Coding region: 675-5510 (1611 amino acids)
Biological process (GO): DNA recombination; DNA integration
Molecular function (GO): protein binding; DNA binding
Source: RefSeq, a predicted model, not a curated record
UGUGUGUGUGUGUGUGUGUGUGUGUGCACUGGUUUCCAUGUUUUAUGGGGACAAAAAUCUGUAUACACAGUCACGUCAUGGGGACCAGUUGCGGUAUGGGGACCAAAAAGCUGGUCCCCAUGAGUCAAACUGUAAAAUUCGAUAAAGCAGGUGGUCUAUAUGUGCCUGUGAAAUUUUUAGCCUUGGCCCAAAAAGCAUGAUUUUUGAUCAACGUAUGUGUGUAGACAAUGCUCAUUAGCCCCCCCUACAUAGUUUUCACUGCUAUGGCACUCACUGCGACUGCACUGCUCUACACACACAUUUACAUAAUCCCACCCACUUCCUGGUCCCCACAUGUAAGGAUUUUUACAUCAAUGGAUCAGAACAGGCAGAAAGUCAUCUUUAAUUAGAAUCAUCAGAAGACACUAGAAAGAGCUAGUCAACAUGCCAGCAGAAGAAGAUGAAGUAAAUGUAACACAAAAAAUGCUAAUUUGUUUGCAUGAACAAAUAAGUUUUCUAUUAUGUAUUAUCUAGUUAUAUAUUUCAUUGCAUUCACUGCUUCACACACAUAUUUGCAUAAUCCCGCCCACUCCCUUGUCCCCAAUAUGUGGUGAUUUUUACAACGAUGGAGUCAAACAGGUAGAAAGCAAUCUUCAAUUAGACUCAUCAGAAGACGCUAGCAAGAGCUAGUAAACAUGCCAGCCAAAGAAGCAAAAAUAAAACCUAAGUUUGAAAUGCCAAAAAGGGUCAGCCCCCUUCAGGAUGCCAUUUGUCAUGUUACCUCAAAGACUGACAAGACAGACAAAUUGUGCAUCAAGUACAUUGAUGCAGUUAAAGGACGUGGUGUUUUUGCAAAAGCUGCAAUCAGCAGAGGUCAAUUUGUUGCAGAAUAUAGGGGUGAUCUGAUAAAUGAUUCAGAAUAUCAGUGCAGAAGAAGAGUUUACCACCCAUCAUGUGCUGCAUUUAUGUUUGCAUUUAAGUGGAGAGGAAAAACAUGGUGCAUUGAUGCUUCAAGAGAUGAUGAAUCAUUUGGGAGGUUGGUAAAUGAUGAACACAGACGGCCAAACUGUAAAAUUAAAAGGAUUGAUGUGGAAGGAAAGCCACACCUCUGUUUGUUUGCUGUGGAAGACAUUCAAGAAGGAGAAGAAAUAAAUUAUGAUUAUGGAGUUGAUGACUGUCCAUGGAGAACACAAAUGAACGGCAUUAAGGAGAGUGAUUUGGGAAUAGAGACCUCUUGUUCCUCCAUGAUUAUGGAUCAGAUGGAGAAUGUGACAUGUCAAAACAACUCUCAACAGAUGGCCGCCUUUGAGGACUGUGAUUCGGCUUUAGAGACCUCUCAUCCCUCCAUGACCGUUGAUCAGUUAGAGAUUGCUGCUGUUCCAAACAACACACAACAGAUGACCACGAUGAAUGACAGUGCCUUGGCUUCAGAGACCUCUCAUCCUUCCAUGAGUAUGGAUCAGACUGAGAUCUCUACUUGUCCAAACAACACUGAACAGAUGACCACCAUUAAUGACAGUGCCUUGGCUUCAGAGACCUCUACUCCUUCCAUGGAUAUGGAUCAGACGGAGAUCUUUACUUGUCCAAACAACACUCAACAGAUGACCACCAUUAAUGACAGUGCCUUGGCUUCAGAGACCUCUACUCCUUCCAUGGAUAUGGAUCAGACGGAGAUCUCUACUUGUCCAAACAACACUCAACAGAUGACCACGAUGAAUGACAGUGCCUUGGCUUCAGAGACCUCUCAUCCUUCCAUGAGUAUGGAUCAGACUGAGAUCUCUACUUGUCCAAACAACACUGAACAGAUGACCACCAUUAAUGACAGUGCCUUGGCUUCAGAGACCUCUACUCCUUCCAUGGAUAUGGAUCAGACGGAGAUCUUUACUUGUCCAAACAACACUCAACAGAUGACCACCAUUAAUGACAGUGCCUUGGCUUCAGAGACCUCUACUCCUUCCAUGGAUAUGGAUCAGACGGAGAUCUCUACUUGUCCAAACAACACUCAACAGAUGACCACGAUGAAUGACAGUGCCUUGGCUUCAGAGACCUCUCAUCCUUCCAUGAGUAUGGAUCAGACUGAGAUCUCUACUUGUCCAAACAACACUGAACAGAUGACCACCAUUAAUGACAGUGCCUUGGCUUCAGAGACCUCUACUCCUUCCAUGGAUAUGGAUCAGACGGAGAUCUUUACUUGUCCAAACAACACUCAACAGAUGACCACCAUUAAUGACAGUGCCUUGGCUUCAGAGACCUCUACUCCUUCCAUGGAUAUGGAUCAGACGGAGAUCUCUACUUGUCCAAACAACACUCAACAGAUGACCACGAUGAAUGACAGUGCCUUGGCUUCAGAGACCUCUCAUCCUUCCAUGAGUAUGGAUCAGACUGAGAUCUCUACUUGUCCAAACAACACUGAACAGAUGACCACCAUGAAUGACAGCGCCUUGGCUUCAGAGACCUCUCAUCCUUCCAUGAGUAUGGAUCAGACUGAGAUCUCUACUUGUCCAAACAACACUGAACAGAUUGCUGCCUGCAAGGACUGUGAUUUGGCUUCACAGACCUCUCAUCCCUACAUGAGUAUGAAUCAGAUGGAGAUUGCGACUUGUCCAAACAACACUCAACAGGUUGCAGCCUACAAAGACUGGGAUUUGGCUAUAGAGACCUCUCAUCCCUCCACGACUGUGGAUCAGUUAGCGAUUGCUGCUGUUUCAAAUAACACACAACAGAUGAUCACCAUUAACAGUGAUAUAGCUUCAGAGAUCUUUUGUUCCUCUAUGACUGUGGGUCAUUUUGAGAAUGUUGCUGAUUCAAACAGUCAACAGAUGACCGCCUUUAAGGACAGUGCAUUGGAUUCAGAGACCUCAUGUCCUUCAACAACUGUAUAUAGUAAGGAGAAUGUUGCUUUUCCAAACAACACUCAACAGGCUAUUACAACGACACAUAGUGACAGACACAGAAGGACCAGAAGUGUCAUUAUGAAAGACACAAGUUUUGAAGAUUCAGAUGAGCUUUUUUAUUCUUCACCAUCAAGUGGAGAUGAGUUUAUCCCUGAUACCACCUCCAAAAGUGAUACCGACUGUGAGGCCAGCGACAGAUACAAACUACCCACACUGGCAAAACAUGAUAUAUCUGACAUGGAAAUCCCUAUGUGUGACUCUACCACACCAAAAAACAGUCAUACAUCUAGUGUCAGAGCAGAAGAGAAACCCUAUUCCAGUGAAACAGAAGAACCUUCUUCCAGCAGAGCAGAUGAUGUCCACAGUUCAAGUCAUACCAGAGGCACAGUAGUUGUUGGUCCAUGCAAAAAAGUGGGUGCCAAAAGAGUGUAUGAUAAGAGACAUUACUGCUUGUAUUGUUCAAAGCCUUACGCGAAGAUGGCAAGGCAUUUAGAACGUUCACAUGAGGAUAAAUCAGAUGUAGCGCGUGCUGUUAGCUUUCCUAAGGGCUCGAAGGAAAGAAAAAAACAGUUAGAUUAUAUUCGUAACAAAGGAAACUUUGCUCACAAUGCAUUUGUUAUGCAGUCAGGAAAAGGAGAAUUAGUGCCAUUUAAACGGCCUCCUAACGAGACACAAGGAAAUGACUUUAUGCAUUGUGCACAUUGUCAAGGACUUUUCCUUCGCAAAGUUCUGUGGCGACACAUGCGUAUUUGUCAAUUCAAACCUGGAUCAAAUGCCCCUAAACCAGGAAAGAACCGUGUUCAAUCUUUAUGUGUAUACACAGGGCCCGUACCAGCAGCCACAAGUGAACAGUUGUGGCAAAUAGUUACUUCAAUGAAUCCUGAUCCGAUCUCACACAUAAUAAAAAAUGACCCAGUAAUUAUUGAAUUUGGGCAACAUUUGUUAAAUAAAAGCGGUACAUCAGCAAAGAAUAAAAAUCAUGUGCGAGAGAAGAUGCGAGAAUUGGGAAGGUUGGUUCAGGGUGCCAGGAGAGUGACCACCUUGAAAAACAUGGAAGAUUUCAUUAAUCCAGAAAAGUACAUGGAGACUGUUACAGCUGUCAAGUUUACAUGUGGGCAUGAAAAUGAAUUAGGCAGGUUUUUGGUUCCAUCACUCGCAAACAAACUAGGACACUCCUUAGUUAAAGUAAGCAAACUCCUAAAAGCCAAGGGUUUAAUCUCAAACAAUGAAAAGCUUGUAACGGAGGCCACCAACUUUGAAGCUGUCCAUAAGGAAAAGUGGCACGAGUUGAUCUCAGCUGCAGCAUUAAGGAACAUCAGGGAAGCAAAGUGGAAUGUGCCCAGUGUCAUGCCCUUCACCAAAGAUGUCCAAAAACUGCAUGCAUAUCUCACUCAAGAACACGAUAAAUGGUACACAUUCCUCUCUGAGACUCCAUCGGCAAAGGUCUGGAAUGAGCUGACAAAGGUGUGUCUUGUCCAGCUCAUUCUUUUCAACCGGCGCAGAGAGGGAGAGGUGGCAUGCAUGCCCCUAUCUGCAUUUCUUUCGAGAGACACCUCUGAUCCACAUGAUGAUUUGGACUGGGCACUCUCUGAGUUGGAAAAAAAACUCUGCAGACACUUCACCAGGAUUGUUAUCAGAGGAAAGCGUGGACGUCCAGUGCCCAUUCUUCUCACUCCUAAAAUGCUGCGUGCCAUAGAACUCCUUGUUUCACAGAGAGAAGCUUGUGGGGUUCUGAAAGAUAAUGAAUACCUAUUUGCACGACCAGGGGCCAUGACACACUUCCGAGGAUCGGAUUGUUUCCGUUCGUUUGCACAGCAAUGUGGUGCUGCAUGUCCCAGGUCACUGACAUCGACCAAGCUGAGAAAGCAUGCCGCAACCUUGUCAACAGUGCUAAACAUGACAAACACAGAAAUGGACCAAUUGGCCAAUUUUCUCGGCCAUGACAUUAGAGUCCACAGAGAGUAUUAUCGGCUGCCUGAGAAGACUUUGCAACUUGCCAAAGUCAGCAAACUCCUUAUGGCUCUCGAACAGGGUAGAAUGGCUGAAUUCAGUGGGAAAAGUCUGGAUGAAGUUGAGAUUGACCCAGAUGAAAAACUUCUGGACAGUGAUGAUGACACCAUGCAUACAGGACACCUAAAUGAUGAUGGACUACUAACAGAGGAGACACAUCCCCCUCCUGAGAGGAUUGAAACACCAUUGCUAUCACGAGAGGGACACUCAUCUUCUUCAUCGGGUGAUGAGAUGUCAUCAGCAGUCGGUGCUGAGAAACCUUCCUCAAAAGGAGCAGACCAAGAUGAAACAAUGAGUGAUGACAUACCACACAAGAGACCCAAAACACAUAGGAGGCACGAACCCCCAUCAUUAGAUGGGGUCCGUGCAAGGGCCAGUGCUAAGAAGUCCUCCACUGAAGGCAAAACCACGCAGAAGAAGAAAUGUCCCUGGCAGAAGAAGGAGGUGCAGGCGGUGGAAAGGCACAUGACAAAGUUCAUAACAUCUUUCAUUGUGCCAGGUAAACUGGACUGUGAAAAGUGUUUAAGGGCUGAACCAGAAGCCCUGAAGAACCGGGACUGGCGGAAUCUCAAAUUUUACAUUUACAACCGCAUUUCAGCAUCUAAAAGGAAAUUGCAAUGUAAAUAGAUUUUUGUUAUCAACACUCUGGUAAGUUUUUCACACACAACACUGGUUUGAUGGGUUUUUUUUGUUUUGUUUUUGGUUUUUCAUUUGUUCUUUUUUUUGUUAUUCUAAAGACGACAGUGUUAUGUUUGUGUGCCAUUUGACCUCACCAAAGGCAAUUUGUUGUUGUUUGUUGUUGUUGUUCCAUUAAAUGUAACAUGUUUUCAUAAAAUUUAUUUCAGUGUGAAAUAUAUUCGUGUUGGCAGAUGAAACUAAUAUUAAAUGGCCUCUAUUUCAAUAUUCAGUCACUGACUGUCAGGUUAUGGUUUAAUACAGAUGCUUACUACUGUAUGUCAAUACAACUGGUAAAAUGUCCCCAUUAAUCAAGUUCAAUUUGUGGGGACCAAGUGUGAAAUAUGUAAAUUACUUUGCAUAUUAUUUAAAUGAGGUCCCCAAAAAGAAUGUAUAAUCGUUUUUUUUAUAGGUCCCCAGAAUGCAUGGUGAAAAUCAUCACUUCAUCAUUUCUGAUAUUUGAAGGCGUGUAUAAGUUCACAUGGCCAAACUGGUUAUACCUGAUUUUUUUCAGCUCUGUAAACCAUUUAGAAAGGGUGGUCCCCACAAAUGAUGCUUUCAUAAUUUUAGAUUUUUGGUCCCCAGAAAACAUAUAAACCCGUAUAUGUGUGUGUGUGUGUGUGUGAAUUGAUGUUUGUCUCAUUGUACCCUGCGAUUGACUGGCAACCAAUUCAGGGCAUACUCCGCCUACUGCCACGCUGCAUUAGCUUUGGAAUUUAGUACAUUGGUCUAUGCCAAUAUAGGCAGACUGUUGCAGUUAGUGUGUAUCUUUCUCUGGACAAAAGCCGUACUGUUACUACACUGCCGAAGAGGUGGUUUAAGUUCCAGCACAAGGUAGACUGAUGAUCUUGAAACGGCGCAUGACGUGCAGGCUGACAGAUAUGCAGCUUAGCUGUCAUGUGAGGUAGACAUAAUAGUUUUUUAUUCAUAAAUAUGUGAAGUCUCCAAGUGCCCAUUUACGUGUGGAGAUCUCAGUGACCAUAUUUAUGUCAUCUGCCCAGUAGGGCUGCAAUCCUUUCCCCAUACCAAGCACGUGUCAAGCUUCCACUGAGCAAACCAGUUUCUCCUCCUGCCUGCCAGGUAGAAGAUUGUGGAACCACAGGAGUGCUAAAAUAAGAAAAAUGAAUAAAUAGAUAAAUUAAUAAAUUAGGGCUGUCAAUAUUAUCGCGUUAACGGGCGGUAAUUAAUUUUUUUAAUGAAUCACGUUAAAAUAUUUGACGCAAUUAACGCACAUGCCCCGCUCAGAUUAAAAUGACAGCAGUGUAAUGUCCGCUUGUUACUUGUUUUUUGUUGUUUGGCGCCCUCUGCUGGCGCUUGGGUCCAAAUGAUUUUAUGGGUUUGGGGAGUGAGCAUGGUGUAAUGACAUUAGAACUGAAACGAAUACUCGAGCAACUCGAGUAACUCGAGUUUAAAAACUGAUCCGAGUAAUUUUAUUCACCUUGAGGAAUCGUUUAAUUUUGACAGCUCUAAGCAUCACGUUUUGCCCAGACUACUUUUAAUGCGGGACAACGCACUGACGUCACGUGUGUAGAGGAAGAAGCAAUUAAAAAAAAAAAAAAAAAAAAAACAUUGCAGCCAACAGCUGCUACAAACUACGCCGACGUUGCUAAAAACUACGCCCGCGUGAUGCUAGUGCGGUAGCAGGUAGUGUCCAAUGCGUCUCAUAGAUAUCGCAUGCAUUUAGGACUAGAUGCGAAAUGACAGACUUGGCCGUGUCUGGGCAGCGUUAGUAAACAGCCGCCAUCUUUAGGCAGUAGACUUCUCAUCGCUAAUAAAUAUAACGUUACUGUCACUCGCUCACGUAGACGUAACGUUAGCCCUUCGGAGGGCUACGUUUCUAUUGAUCAUGACCACUGUCGAUGCGUGGCUAACGUGUCUUAAAUAUAGGCUUUAUUUAAUCUGUAAAAAACAGCGCUGUAGAGUGAUGAGGGUGUCAAAUUAAAACAUAAUAAAGCUAACUGUCAGUUUUAGCUCGGUAGUCAUUGCUGAAUAAAACACCAAGUAGAACUGGUCCUUAAUGUGCUCCAAUACAGCAGGUAUCGUACAUUUAUUUUGAACACUGCAAAAACUCAAAAUCCUAUCAGUACUUACAGUUUAGACUAACUUAAAACUUAACUAGAACUUAAAAAUUAGCUUGACACAAAUGGAAAUUAAAUUGAAACACGUGGGAAAAACACGUAGCUUUCAAGUGAUGUGUGUUAUCAUGCGCAAUGACAUUUUUAGGUAAGAAAUAUGUUUUUUUUUUCUAUAAGAUCUAGAAGUUUUUUGAGUGAAAGCAGUGAAUUUUUUUUUCUAGUCACAUCUGAGAUGCAAUUGUUGGCUGUUUUCAACAAUGUACAUCGAAAAUAAAGACAUUGAUUGACUGAAAAUGGUUCAGUAUUGGAUUAAAUGUCUUUUUUUCUGAUGUAUAUUUAUAACUGCUCUAUACCUUAAAAAAAAAACGGUUUUAUCCGAUUACUCGAUUAAUCGAUAGAAUUUUCAGUCGAUUACUCGAUUACUAAAAUAUUCGAUAGCUGCAGCCCUAAAUGACAUCAACAAUGGCGAGCUACUAGUUUAUUUUUUGAUUGAAAAUUUUACAAAUUUUGAUAAAACAAAAACAUUAAGAGGGGGUUUAAUAUAAAAUUUCUAUAACUUGUACAAACAUUUAUCUUUUAAGAACUACAAGUUUUUCUAUCCAUGGAUCGCUUUAAGAGAAUGUUAAUAAUGUUAAUGCCAUCUUGUUGAUUUAUUGUUAUAAUAAACAAAUACAGUACUUAUGUACCGUAUGUUGAAUGUAUAUAUCCGUCUUGUGUCUUAUCUUUUCGUUCCAACAAUAAUUUACAGAAAAAUAUGGCAUAUUUUAUAGAUUGAAUUGCGAUUAAUUGUGAUUAAUUACAUUUUAAGCUGUAAUUAACUCGAUUAAAAUUUUUAAUCGUUUGACAGCCCUAGAAUAAAUCUAAAAAGUUCAAGGGAAUGGAUUAAAGCCUGGUGACCAGGCAUGAACGUGUCACCAUGUAUAUUAGUCCUUCUCAAAAAAUUAGCACAUUUUGAUAAAGUUGAUUAUUUUCAGUAAUGUACUGAUGAACAUUAGACUUUCAUAUAUUUUAGAUUCAUUACACACAACUGAAGUUGUGAACAGGUGCCAGGUCGUGCUUAAAAAUGAAAUCUUCAUCACCAUAAAGCUUUUCAGCAGAUGGAAGUAUGAAGUGCUCCAAAAUCUCCUGAUAGCUAGCUGCAUUGACCCUGCCCUUAAUAAAACACAGUAGACCAACACCAUCAGCUGACUUGGCACCACAGACCAUCACUGACUGUGGGUACUUGACACUGGACUUCAGGCAUUUUGGCAUUUCCUUCUCCCCAGUCUUUCUCCAAACUCUGGCACCUUCAUUUCUGAAUGACAUGCAAAAUUUGCUUUCAUCUGAAAAAAGUACUUUGGACCACUGAGCAACAGUCUAGUGCUGCUUCUGUGUAGCCCAGGUCAGGAGCCUCUGCCAUUUCCAGCACACGCCUGUGCACGGUGGCUCUGGAUGUUUCUACUCCAGACUCAGUCCACUGUUUCUGCAGGUCCCCCAAGGUCUGGAAUCGGCUCUUCUCCACAAUCUUUCUCAGGGCGCAGUCCCGUCUUUUGAUUGUGCAGCGUUUCCUGCCACACUUUUUCCUUCCCACAGAGGUGCCUUAAUACAGCACUCUGGGAACAGCCUAUUCGCUCAGAAAUUUCUUUCUGUGUCUUAGCCUCUUGCUUGAGGGUGUCAAUGAUGGCCUUCUUGUCAGCAGUCAGGUCGGCAGUCUUGCCCAUGAUUGCGGUUUUGAGUAAUGAACCAGGCUGGGAGUUUUUAAAAGCCUCAGGAAUCUUUCGCAGGGGUUUUAAGUUAAUUCGUUGAUUCAGAUAAGGUUAGAAGCUUCUUUAGAGUACCUUUUCAUGAUAUGCCAAUUUUUUGAGAUAGGGAAUUUUUUUUUUUUUUUUGCCAAAAUCAUCAAUAUUAAAACAAUAAAAGGCUUGAAUUACAUCAGUUGUGUGUUGUGACUCUAAAAUAUAUGAAAGUCUAAUGUUUAUCAAUACAUUACAGAAAAUAAUGAACUUUAUAGAAGGACUAGUACAGCUCUUCCUGCUGUCUUGACCAAGCACAGGCUGUCCAGGAACUUAAACCUGGUGUAAAAAUACCCUCUUACGCGCUGCUCUUAAUUUAUGGAUGUUGUAUGAAAAUAGGGACCUAUUUGUUGACGUUUCAAGUGCUCUGAAUAGUAAAUCAAUAUAUUUUUAUUGCAGAAAUCCAGAAAUGAUGACAUAGUACUGAACAU